Camelus dromedarius (Arabian camel) is the source of this 1725-nucleotide messenger RNA. It is a transcript of the gene SLC25A39, whose product is annotated as solute carrier family 25 member 39. The coding region runs from base 252 to 1331 and encodes 359 amino acids. NCBI's taxonomy places the organism in Eukaryota, Metazoa, Chordata, Mammalia, Artiodactyla, Camelidae. The record is from RefSeq and is a predicted model, not a curated record. The transcript has 12 exons. Gene Ontology annotation, biological process: mitochondrial transmembrane transport. Gene Ontology annotation, cellular component: mitochondrion.
CACACGGAAGUGGGACGAAGCCCAGAUUGAACCCGAGUCUCCGGGAUCCCAGGCCAGUCUUUCCUCUCUGUCCAGCUUGUCUGGCUCCGGUUACAAUUUGUGGAACUCCAUUGCCCAAACCCGCAGGGUGCCCGGCAGUUUCCCAAGUGGUUUGGGAGCUGCAGGCUUGGUGGACUGUCUGUUAAAUGGGGAAGAUCUUGUCGCCGUGAAGUUGUAAAACCUCAGCAAAGAGCCCGAACUGAAGCUACAAGAUGGCUGACCAGGACCCUGAGGGCAUUAGCCCCCUCCAACAAAUGGUGGCCUCGGGCGCUGGGGCUGUGGUCACCUCCCUCUUCAUGACCCCUCUGGACGUGGUGAAGGUCCGCUUGCAGUCUCAGCGCCCCUCGGUAGCCCGUGAUCUAACGCCUCCCGCCAGACUCUGGAGCCUCUCCUACACCAAAUUGCCCUCCUCUCUCCAAUCCACAGGGAAGUGCCUCCUGUACUGCAGUGGUGUCCUAGAGCCCCUGUAUCUGUGCCCAAAUGGUGCCCGCUGUGCCACCUGGUUUCAGGACCCGACUCGCUUCACUGGCACCAUGGAUGCCUUUGUGAAGAUUGUGAGACAUGAGGGCACCAGGACCCUGUGGAGUGGCCUCCCAGCCACCCUGGUGAUGACUGUACCAGCGACUGCCAUCUACUUCACCGCCUAUGACCAACUCAAGGCCUUCCUGUGUGGUCAAGCUCUGACCUCUGACCUCUAUGCACCUAUGGUGGCCGGUGCAUUGGCCCGCCUGGGCACGGUGACUGUGAUCAGUCCCCUGGAGCUGGUGCGGACAAAGCUGCAGGCUCGGCAUCUGUCGUACCGGGAGCUGGGCACCUGUUUCCGAGCUGCUGUGGCUCAGGGCGGCUGGCGCUCGCUGUGGCUGGGCUGGGGUCCCACUGCCCUUCGGGAUGUGCCCUUCUCAGCCCUGUACUGGUUCAAUUAUGAGCUGGUGAAGAGCUGGCUGAGUGGGCUCAGGCCAAAGGACCAGACCUCCGUGGGCAUCAGCUUUGUGGCUGGCGGCAUCUCAGGGAUGGUGGCGGCCACCCUAACUCUACCCUUCGAUGUGGUGAAGACUCAACGCCAGGUUGCACUGGGAGCCAUGGAGACAGUGAGAGUGAUGCCCCCGCACACUGACUCCACCUGGCUGCUGCUGCGGAGGAUCCAAGCCGAGUCAGGCACCAGGGGACUCUUUGCAGGCUUCCUCCCGAGGAUCAUCAAGGCUGCCCCCUCCUGUGCCAUCAUGAUCAGCACCUAUGAGUUCGGCAAAAGCUUCUUCCAGAGGCUCAACCAGGAACAGCCUCUGGGCCCCUGAAAGGAGAAGGAAACAAGGACCCCUUCUCUUCCGUGGAUGGUGGUGGGGCAGGAGGAGACUGAGCCAAGUGCCUUUUCCUCAGCACUGCGGGGAGGGGCCUCCUUUCUCUUUCCUUUCAACUCUGAGCCCCGGGGGAGGGGGCUGCCCCUCUGGGCCCUACCCACCCUCCUCAGACCACUUUUUUCCUGCUGCUCCCCAGCCCCAAGAAUCAUCAUUCCUUCCCCCCAAGUUCAAGACCAAAUCUGCUAACUACUGCCCCCCCCCCACACAAUUUACCUGUAUGUUGCUGUAGCUGGGCCUUGCCCCCAGGAGCCACAAGACCCUGUGCCUGGCAUAGUCUGCACCCACUCCUGUUAAUUCCUUGAGUCUAGAGAUGAUAAACUGUUCUCCAGUG